AUGCAUUGGGUGUUUCUCUUUCUCUCUCUCUCUCUGGCGACGUUGCGUCAUGGCUCCCCGGGAAGGGGGCUCCUAACGUCAGGUGAUUGAUUGGGGGGGGGUUCGAUCGAGGUUGCAACAACAGAAGCGACGAGGUCCAAAGCAGAUGAAAUGGAAAGCGGAGAGAGGCUGACGGCGACUUCCCCAACAGAGAUCAAGACCGACGAGGACCUCCUCGGCCCCGGCGCCAAGCCCGGCACCGUGCCCACCGACCUGGAGCAGGCCACCGGUCUCGAGCGUCUCGAGAUCCUCGGCAAGAUGGAGGGCAUCGACGUCUUCGACAUGCGGCCGCUGGACGCUUCGCGGAAGGGCACGCUCGAUAACCCCGUCAUGGUCCGCUCCGCCGGCGAGGAGCAGUACGCCGGCUGCACCGGCGUCCCCGCCGACUCGCACAACGUCGUCUGGCUCAGGAUGGACCGUCAACGCCCCGUUGAGCGGUGCCCCGAGUGCGGCAGCGUCUACAAGAUGGAGUACGUCGGCCCCCAGGACGAUGGUCACGGCCACGGCCACCACCACGGCUUCGAGGAGCCCAAGACCUUCGCCGACUACGUCAAGCCCGAGUACUGGUAAACGAAGUGGCUGUUUUGGCGGCAGGAUGGAGAACGUGGGGAUAUCGCAACGCAGGCCUGCAGCGCCGUUGCGAGGUGAUGGAAGCGACGGGCCUGGGCUUGUAGAAUAUCCGGACAAGGCAGAUAAGGUUGUAUAGACGUCUUUUCCGUGUUUCAGGAUUACGGGCUCUAAGCUGUGGGACGGGCCAUUCCAAAGCGAAUCCCUCUGCCUAACGCUGGCCGAACGCUGGCCGAAAUAAGCUCUCCUCAGUGCAGAAUCGGCACGCAGCGGGAGA
Messenger RNA from Thermothielavioides terrestris NRRL 8126, 883 nucleotides. RefSeq lists its product as uncharacterized. The record is from RefSeq and is a predicted model, not a curated record. Gene Ontology annotation, biological process: mitochondrial electron transport, cytochrome c to oxygen. The coding region runs from base 151 to 609 and encodes 152 amino acids. NCBI's taxonomy places the organism in Eukaryota, Fungi, Ascomycota, Sordariomycetes, Sordariales, Chaetomiaceae. Gene Ontology annotation, cellular component: mitochondrial envelope. The transcript is spliced from 3 exons.